Molecule: messenger RNA, 1437 nt
Organism: Solea solea (common sole)
Lineage: Eukaryota; Metazoa; Chordata; Actinopteri; Pleuronectiformes; Soleidae
Gene: vsig8b
Product: V-set and immunoglobulin domain containing 8b
Exons: 8
Coding region: 110-1192 (360 amino acids)
Source: RefSeq, a predicted model, not a curated record
UUCACCUGAGAGCAUAAUAAGCAGGUACUCCAGUCGGGCAGCACUGACGGGCCUGGGAGGCCAAACUUCUGUCAAACUUUGGAUUGUUUCUUCAGUUUUAAGGGUCAUAAUGGAGCUCGCGUUCACAACUGUGAGGCUAAAGGUGGCUCUGCUGUUUGUGCUCACGAUCCAGCUGAGGACAGACGCGAUGGAGAUAACGUCCUCGGGGCCGCAGACCAUCCAGAAACCUGUGGGGGUGACGGUCAACCUGGGGUGCACGUACACGCCCAGCCCGCAGGACACGGGACAGCUGGACAUCGAGUGGGUCGACCUCAGCCCGGACAUGACGCAGAAGGACAAACUGAUCUUAUCCUACGCAGGUGGACAGACGCACCAGUACGGCGACGCCAGCGUCUCCAGGAGGAUCAAAUUCACCGGGGACCCGAAGCAGGGAGAUGCCUCUAUCUCUCUAUCAGAUCUGAAGAUCACAGACACGGCCACAUACCAGUGUAAAGUCAAGAAAUCACCGGGUGUUGACAUGCGGAAAGUCACUCUGGUGGUGAUGGUUCCCCCGUCGGCGCCAAAGUGUUGGGUCGAAGGUGGCGAGGAAAAAGGCGGCACCGUCUCCCUCCACUGUGAAUCCUCCCAAGGAUCCAAUCCUCUCUCCUACGUAUGGACGAGGGCAACCGGAGGUGUCAUACCGCCCACCGCAACCCAAGACCCACAGUCUGGCGUUCUGAUGAUAAAGAACCACACAGAUAGCAACGCUGGGCGUUACGUGUGUGAAGCGAAAAACGGCGUCGGCACGGCUCAGUGUAAAUAUGAGCUGCACGCGUACAACCCGACUAAUAAGGUGGGUGUGAUCGUCGGGGCGGUGAUCGGCGCUCUGCUGCUGCUGCUCCUCCUGCUGUUUCUCAUCUGGCUCCUGAUCUGCUGCUGCCACAAGCGCCGCUACGAGAAAGAGAUCUCCAACGAAAUAAGAGAGGACACCGCGGCCCCGGACAGCCGCCCCGGCAGCAGAGCCUCCAGCAUCCGAGCCUCCAGCAUCCGCUCGGUGCUGGGCUACCGCACGCACCACGGCGUGAUCUACAGCUCGGUGAGGAAGCCGCUGCAGAGUGUCAUCUACACGGGAGGGAAGAACGGCACGCCAACCGCCACAGGAACCAGAGCGGCACCCCUCCAGUAUGACCAUAAAUACGGAUACGCGGUGUAGCCGCAGCCAGGACUAUGCCGAGUAUAAAAAAUGAAGAAUUCUAGACUUAUUGAGUAAGAGUCUUGUAAAUAAUAAUCUUAUGUACAGUAUGCUUGUGACAAAUGGUGCAAUACAAUAUAUUUAAAUGGAGAACUACCAGGGAAAAUCUGACCUCAGCCCUUGUGCAAGCGUAGCACAACGGCGCUGUUGUAAUUCUUAUAAUCACAGUCACUUUUUACACAGAUGUAACUGUUUUUAAAUGUACA